Panicum virgatum (switchgrass) is the source of this 2739-nucleotide messenger RNA. Its product is annotated as trihelix transcription factor GTL1-like. The record is from RefSeq and is a predicted model, not a curated record. NCBI's taxonomy places the organism in Eukaryota, Viridiplantae, Streptophyta, Magnoliopsida, Poales, Poaceae. Bases 356 to 2497 code for a protein of 713 amino acids. The transcript is spliced from 2 exons.
CCACCCUUCUUCCUCCCAUCCAUCCCUCCAUCCCCAUCCCCAAUUCCCCAUAUCCCCCUCCCCCUCCCCUACCCACACUACUCUCACUCCGAGCGCAGUGCGUUCCCACUUCCAACUUGCAAUUCAGGCGAGUGAGGUGAGGUGAAGCUGCUCAAUUUGUUACUUGCCUGCCUGCCUGCCGCCCAGCAGCAGCACGCACCAUGUAACCAAGCCAAGCAAGCUUCUUCACCGUCACCACCACCACCACCACCCAAGGUCAUGCAAUGCAAUGGUAAUGGUAACUGACCGCCGCACCCACCACCCAUCGCUGAGAGGGAGUAAGAGUACCGCCAAUUAGGACAGCCAGGCCUUCGCCAUGCAGUCCGGCUACGGCGGCGUCUCCGAGUUCCAGCAGUUCAUCAUGGACGGCGGCUUCGCCAUGUCCGCGCCGCCGCCGCCGCAGCAGCAGCCGCCGACCCAGCCCGCAGCCGCGCAGCAGGAGCUGGGCGGGCCCUUCAGGUACCAGCCGCUGCACCACCACGCCCUGCCGCCGCACCACCACCACCACGCGCCGCCGCACAUGCCGCCGCACUUCGCCCACUUCGGCGCGCCCCCGCAGGCACCCUUCACGCAGCAGCUGCUGCACCAGGCCGCCGCCGCGGGGCACCACCUCCAGCUCUUCCACGAGCAGCAGCACCACCACCACCACAAGCCCCCGCCGCCGCCGCAGCAGCAGUCGGCGCCGGCGAGAUGGGCUCCGCAGCCGCACCAGCACCACCAGCAGGCGCACCACCACCACCACCACCCACACCACCUGGGAUUCGAUGUCGAGGCCGUGCCGGAGAGCUCCGGGGCGGGCGCCGGGAGCGCGGCCUCCGGCGGCGCAACCCCUCCGGGCGUCCCUCCGUUCCUGGCCGCCGCCAUGAACUUCAAGCUGGCGGUCGACGCCGGUGGCGGCAGCGGCGCCACAGGGGGCACCGACGACGCCCUCAACGACGGAGGCGGCGGCGCGGGCAGCGGCAUGAUGCUCCAUGUCGGCGGCGGCGACGAGGAGGCGGCCCCCGAGAGCCGGCUCCGGCGGUGGAACGGCGACGAGGAGACCUCCAUCAAAGAACCCACCUGGCGGCCGCUCGACAUCGACUACUUACACAGCACGAGCAGCAGCAAGAGGACGCCGGGGAAGGAGAAGGUGGCCACGCCGGAGUCCCCGGCGCCGACUGCCGCGGCGGCCAACUACUUGAAGAAAGGCGACGACAAUGCUGCUGUCGCGGCGGCCGCCGCCGCCGCCACGGGAGGCAGCAACUACAAGCUGUUCAGCGAGCUGGAGGCCAUCUACAAGCCAGGGAGCAGCGGCGCCCAGACGGGCUCCGGCUCCGGCCUCACCGGCGACGACAAUGCCAUCCUGGACCCGGCAAUGGCUGCCGACCUCCCGGGCGUGGCGGCCCCGGACGCGCCGCAGGUCAACACAUCGGAGACGUCGGCCGGGGAGGAGGCGGCGGCGGUGGUGCAGCCGCCGGCGCCGGCGCCGGCGGACGCGGCGCGGCGCAAGCGCAAGCGGCGGCGGCAGGAGCAGCUGAGCGCGUCGGCGUCCUUCUUCGAGCGGCUGGUGCAGCGGCUGAUGGAGCACCAGGAGAGCCUCCACCGGCAGUUCCUGGACGCCAUGGAGCGGCGCGAGCGGGAGCGCGCCGCGCGCGAGGAGGCGUGGCGGCGGCAGGAGGCCGACAAGCUGGCCCGCGAGGCGAGCGCGCGCGCGCAGGACCGCGCCAGCGCCGCGGCGCGCGAGGCGGCCAUCAUCGCCUACCUGGAGAAGAUCUCGGGCGAGUCCAUCGCGCUCCCGCCGCCAGCCGCGGCGUCUGGCGACGACACGAGCCAGCAGGACGCGGCGGCCGGCAAGGAGCUGGUGCCCUACGACGGCGGCGGCGGCGUGGGGUCGUCGUCGCCGCACCUGAUGAGCUCGUCGCGCUGGCCCAAGCACGAGGUGGAGGCGCUGAUCCGGGUGCGGACGGGGCUGGAGGGGCGGUUCCAGGAGCCGGGGCUCAAGGGCCCGCUGUGGGAGGAGGUGAGCGCGCGCAUGGCGGCGGCGGGGUACGGCCGCAGCGCCAAGAGGUGCAAGGAGAAGUGGGAGAACAUCAACAAGUACUUCCGCAAGGCCAAGGAGAGCGGCAAGAAGCGGCCGGCGCACGCCAAGACGUGCCCCUACUUCGACGAGCUCGACCGCCUCUACUCGCGCAACAAUGCCAGCAACGCCGGCGGCGGCGCCGGCGACGAGGCCAAGGCGAGCUCGGAGCUGCUGGACGCGGUGGUAAGGUACCCCGACGCGCACGGCGGCCCGCCGGGGUUCAUGUUGGACAGUGGGGAGCAUCAGAACGAGGCCUCCGGAGGCAGAGAGGUGGGCGCGGCCGGCGAAGAGGAGGACGGCGGCAUUGCCAAGGGGAGGGCCGCCGACGAUCAGGAUCAGGAUCAGGAUCAGGACGACGAGGUGGAGAGCCAUGGCGGCCAUGAUGAUGACGAUGAGUAGCUAUAGGAUAUAGCUAGCUAGCUGAGCUGGAUCCAUGGAUCUCUCUAACAUGCAUGGAGUCAGUAGCUGCGGGCACGCCAUGCAUCUCCUAGUUAAUUUGCUUAUUGAUCUGUUUCUUUCUUUCUUUAUUUCUUGUUAAUUAGCUGUUGUUACUAGCUACUUAUAUAUUAGCACUACUGCUACUACUAUUACUAGCCACUGCUACUCCUUCCUUAUUAUAUAUACAAUGCUGCGGAAGAUCA